Messenger RNA from Danaus chrysippus (African queen), 741 nucleotides. Lineage: Eukaryota; Metazoa; Arthropoda; Insecta; Lepidoptera; Nymphalidae. The record is from the annotation of a GenBank genome assembly.
AUGCGUUUAAUUAAUUGUGUUUUAAGUGUUGCUAUGUUAGUGUUCUAUAUUCAAAUAUCGAGUUCAGAGAGGGAGGCUGUUGAAAUACAAAAAUUAUUCUCAUCAUGCAAAAAAAGAUCGAAAGAUUUCGAUGCAUGCAUUAAGCGCGCUUUCAACAAACUACGGCCAUAUUUCAACAGAGGAAUUCCUGAUAUGGGAGUAGCGCCCUUUGAUCCACAUUUUGCCAAAGAAGUCAAACAAAUCCGUAAUCUGUUCGGCAUGGGUUACACACUGACGCUACAUGACGUCUAUGAAAGAGGUUGGACACAAUCAACUGUCACUAAGUACAAGACUGAUUGGGAAAAUCAACAAAUCAUCUACUCACAAUAUUUUCCGGAGAAGUGGCUGGAAGGAGACUAUGAAUUUAAGGGCGAUGUCUUCGGCUUGGACGUAUUGCGUUCAGGACGGUGGAACCUUACAUUGAGAGACUAUUCUCAAACCACUCGCAUCAAACGUAAAGGCGAAGGAGUCGACGUGCACGUGGAAGUAGACCACAUCGGAGACAUGGACAUACAUGUUGGGAAUUUACUAAGAGGCAGAAGUAUUAUGGAGAUGGUGUUGGAUCGUAUCAUCAACGCCACUUGGAAGCCAGGCUUCGCCAUGAUCCGUCCUCUCAUCAACGACCUCGUCAGCACCGCCUUCACUGACAUCUGGAGCAAAUCAUUCAGGAACUUCCCCAUACAAAACUUCAUACAUGAUUAA